This is a messenger RNA of Capsella rubella, 363 nucleotides long. RefSeq lists its product as uncharacterized. The record is from RefSeq and is a predicted model, not a curated record. NCBI's taxonomy places the organism in Eukaryota, Viridiplantae, Streptophyta, Magnoliopsida, Brassicales, Brassicaceae. Bases 1 to 363 code for a protein of 120 amino acids. The transcript has 2 exons.
AUGGUUAGAGGUGGAGCUGUCGGUCGUGGUCGUGGUCGUGGGCGUGGUCAUGGUAGGGGGCGUGGUGUUGCCUCGGGUAGCGACACGAGUGUGGGCCGAAGUGCUACGGCCGAUUUUGUUAGUGAGUCCCAAUCGCAUCAGGACGGGCCCGUGGGUGGUGAGAGUGUGAGUGCCGUGGGAGCCGGUUCGUCCGGGAACGGUACUAGUGUUGUUGGGAACCCAGUCGGGGGUGUUCCAACAGAUGGCGGUAGCAGCGGUGCAGCCGCCGAUGCAGCCAGUGGUGCAGCAAUGGGUGCAGCCAGGAUUGCAGCUGGCAGGGCAGUCGUUGGCUCAGCUGGGAGCACCGCCGGUGGCACAGAUUGA